AUUCUACAUCAGACUUCAAGAUCUGAACUGUUUCUCUCUCCCCGCUCUCUCUCUCUCUCUCUCUCUCUGCAUCCCCGCCCGCAUCCGUGGAGGUAGUAUUUUUCCUCAGUCAGUUCAGUGAUAAUUCUCUAUUGUUUCCGCUUUUAUAUUAGCUGAAAUUCUGGAUGUUUUGAUUGUGUAUAUGCAAUCAAUCCUGACACUUUUUCAGUUGUUCGGAUAAAUGAGAUGAUAGACGGCGAUGGGAUUGAGGAGAAACAAUCCCCUGCGUUCGCCACUCAGGGCGAUCGGGAAUCGGACGGCGGCGAUGACUUGUCUCACUACUCAUCUUGCGGUGGCGAAUCGGAGUUCGAGAGAUACUGCAGUGCCAGCUCCGCAAUGGGCACCCCUAGUUUCCGAGGUAGCUCGUUGUAUGAUUCUGAUUUCGGUUCGUUGAAAAGCUUCAAACUUGGUGGUGAAAUUUCUGAUUUUAAUAAGAUUCUGGGGGCUGAGAGGGUGUUAUCGGGUUAUCGCGAAUCGGAGUGUGGGAGUGGGGGAAAUGAGUCGUGUCGUGAUCAAAAGGAUAACGGCGCGUUGAGUUUGAAUGGGGGAUUUGAGGGUUUUUUCGUUGGUGGUGUGGAUUUGAGGGGGAAUUUUGAUGCGGAUGGUGAUUGGGGGAAUGGGGUUGUGACUGAGAGUGAGAUGAAAGGGAUUGCUGAUGGAAAUGUGCGAAUUGCCCGUGAAUUUGUUGAGACCGGAAAGGAGAGAAGGUUUCGUGGGAGCGUUGAGAAGGCUAGUGAUAGUGGCGAAAGGUUGGAAAUUGAUGGGGGUGAGGAUAAGAAUUUAUCGGAUGAAGGUGAAGCUUCAUCGAGGUGUGAACACUCGGAGGGUGAGGAUUCCAUGUUUGGAUGUGGUAGUGAUGAUGAGAGGAAGAUUGAUUUGUAUUACGGGAAGAAUGCACCUUUUCAUGUUGAGGAAAGUGGGCUGAAGGAAAAUCGGUUGAUCAUGAAUUCUGCAGUGGCUUUUGGUUCUGAUGAUUGGGAUGAUUUUGUUCACGAAAGCAGUGAAAAUACUAUCGAUUCCAUGGUUUGGGGUGAAUUUCAGGCUGAAAGCAAGACUGUUGGACCAAGUGGUACUGUCUCUUCAAGUUUUUCUGCUGGCAGUGAGGUUACUUAUCCUAAUAUGAUUCUCACUGUAAGGCAGGACAAUGUUACAGGUAGUCCUGCAACAUGCAGUCAAGUUGAAUCUGGUGAUAGGUCAUCCGAGGUUAAAGUGAAUGCUCAAUCCACUGUUUCAGCGAAUCUUAUGAAACUUGAUGCUCGAUGUGAAGAUGCAAAACAAGUGCUUGCUUCACGAAAUCAAGUGAGUGACAUUGAUGAAUUGGAUGAAUAUCUUGGAAGUGUUGCUUCUGUUAACGAUAUAUUUCAAACAAAGAAAGACCCACUGGAAAAGGCCCCAGCAAACGAGGAGUUCAUAACUGAAUCAGAAAUGGAAAACCGAAAUGUGCCUACAAGUGAAGCCAUCUCUAUGCAUCAUGAUAUUGCAUCAAAAAGAAGGAAUCUAGAGGAUGAAAACAUAGAGGUGGACCCUGUUUCUGAUUCUGUGUCUAAUCAAAAUGAUCUGGUGGCAGCGAAAGGUAAGGAAGAGAAGGAGACCAGAUUAUCUGAAGACAGCAGUUCAUUUGCAUUUCCAUUGGUGGCUGAUACGAGAGGGAGUGCCGCAGCUAAGAAUAACUUGUCUUCUGCAUUUGACCCAAUUGAAGAUCAUUUUGUUCCAGCUAAGACAAGGGAUUUCGAGUUAAAUGAAUUCUAUGAUGAAUUUGUUAAUGAUAUGGAAGAUAUACUACUUGAUUCAGCUGAGUCUCCUGUAUCUAGGUUAGCCUAUAGCACUAGGAUAAAUCAGCCACAAUUUCGUAGGCCUUCAAGGGAUGGUGGCUCUAGUGCUUCUACAUCUGGUGCAGAUUAUGCUAAUAAUUGGAUUCAUCAACCACUUAAAAUUGAUAGGGUUGAGGUAGUGGGUGCAAGGCAAAGAAAGGGGGAUGUGUCAUUCAGUGAACGGUUGGUUGGGGUCCAGAAAUACACAGUAUAUAAUAUGAAAGUGUGGAGUGGGGAAGACCAAUGGGAGGUAGAACGUCGUUAUCGCGAUUUUUACACACUCUAUCAUCGGCUGAAGAAACUAUUUGCUGACAAUGGAUGGACUCUUCCUCCGUGCUGGUCUCCCGUUGAAAGAGAAUCCCGAAAACUCUUUGGUAAUGCUUCUCCAGAUGUCAUUGCAGAGAGGAGUGUUCUUAUCCAGGAAUGUUUACAGUCCAUUAUCCACCAUAGAUUUCCCUCCAGUUCUCUCAACGCUCUCACUAGUUUUCUUUCCCCAACAGAGACGGUGCCUAGUUCUCCUGUAUCUGAUGCUGGCCUGUCUCAAUCACCUCUAGCAAACAGAGGCACACAGGCAAAUGAUUUUUCCACCUUGGGAAAAACCAUCUCACUUGUUGUUCAAAUACGCCCUUUGAAAUCAAUGAAACGGAUGCUAGAUGAGCAACACUACAGGUGUGCAGGAUGCCACAGAAACUUUGAUGAUGGAAGAACAAGGAUGCAGGAACUUGUACAGGCACUUGGCUGGGGUAAACCUCGUCUUUGUGAAUACAGUGGCCAGUUAUUCUGCUCUUCAUGCCAUGCCAAUGAUACUGCUGUAUUGCCUGCCAGAGUUCUUCAUCAUUGGGAUUUUACUCGAUACCCUGUAUCUCAGCUGGCUAAAUCAUUUCUGGAUUCUAUUCAUGACCAGCCAAUGCUAUGUGCCAGUGCUGUGAAUCCCUUCCUAUUUUCUAAAGUUCCGACAUUGCAGCAUGUGGCAAAUGUCCGAAAUAGAAUAAGAGCGGUGUUGCCAUAUGUUCGCUGCCAGUACCGUAGAUCCAUCUAUAAAGGUCUUGGAUCUCGGAGAUAUCUUCUUGACAGCAAUGAUUUCUUCGCUCUAAAAGACCUCAUUGAUCUGUCCAAAGGAGUUUUCUCAGCAUUACCAGUGAUGGUUGAAACUGUCUCUCGAAAAAUUCAGGAACAUAUAACCGAUCAGUGCCUUAUAUGCUAUGAUGUUGGGGUUCCUUGCGGUGCUCGUCAGGACUGUCAAGAUCCAGUUGCUCUCAUUUUCCCUUUCCAAGCAAGAGAGGUAGAAAAGUGUAGAACAUGUGAUCUGGUUUUCCACAAGAAUUGCUUCAAGAAACUAGCUAGUUGUCCCUGUGGCGCACGUUUCAAGAAAGAGGAGAUGAAGAUAAGUUCUAAUGAGAUUAUCCACAGUGUGGAUAGCAGUUUGAUUUCACCGGCCAGAGUGGUUGAACCUAGUUCUGGAAUUCUUGCUGGCCUGUUCUCUAAAGUAAUGCCAGCAAGGUCUCAAAUCCCCAGAAAACGAGAGGCAGAAGGCAUCAGUAAUGUUAUCCCGAUGGGUUCGUUACCCAGCACCUCCCUCUGAGUUGCGAUUUGGCUGUUGGAUCAAAUAAGUGGAAUUCGCUAUUUUGUAUACUAGUUUGCGAAGAUACUCUUCAUUUGUUGAUUCUUGCACACAGUCACACUUGUGGUACUGGGUGUAUUUUUUGUAAAGUGAGUUUUAGAAUAGAGUAUUGACAUGGUUAUUCAUCCAAUCUGUAUACACAAUUACAGUGUUUAGUUGUAAACAAGCUUUCAAUAUGGAGUUGCUCAAUGCAUGUUUUUAUCUGA
Messenger RNA from Salvia miltiorrhiza (redroot sage), 3677 nucleotides. RefSeq lists its product as uncharacterized. The transcript is spliced from 5 exons. Gene Ontology annotation, molecular function: phosphatidylinositol binding. The record is from RefSeq and is a predicted model, not a curated record. NCBI's taxonomy places the organism in Eukaryota, Viridiplantae, Streptophyta, Magnoliopsida, Lamiales, Lamiaceae. Bases 226 to 3432 code for a protein of 1068 amino acids.